Molecule: messenger RNA, 2820 nt
Organism: Tetrapisispora phaffii CBS 4417
Lineage: Eukaryota; Fungi; Ascomycota; Saccharomycetes; Saccharomycetales; Saccharomycetaceae
Exons: 1
Coding region: 1-2820 (939 amino acids)
Source: RefSeq, a predicted model, not a curated record
AUGAGUGAAUCUAUUAAGGGAGAAGACAAGAAACUUCAUUUUGAAAAUACGGAUCAAGAUAGGAUGGAACUUGACCAUGAAGAUAUACAAACUGACACCAAUUCAUUAGUAAAAGAGACAAUAGAUGCUCAGGUGUCUGAAUAUGAAGAUUUUGGCGAUGCUAAUGAUUCUAUUAUAGAUCAGAAUGACGUAAAAACCAACCAGGGCGAGGUUCAGAAAGACACUAAUCGGCCAGAAAACAAACUUGUCGAUGAUGUUAAUCAAAGUCUAUCUAAUAUGAAGACUAAUGAUAACCAAAGUAUAAACACUAUAGGAAAUGAGGCAUUUAAAGAAAUUCUAAAGAGCUCAGAUGAAGGAGAUCAGUUGCCAAACGAUGACGGUGUCAAUCUAAAUGAGGAACCAGAUAAAGUUCUGAUGGCAGGAGACUACAUUACUGAUAAUAUUGGAGGAGAAAGCUUAGAAGAGGAUCACGAAUCAAAUUUGGCAAACAUUAAAAAUGAGGAAACUCCAAAUGCAACGAUAUUAGAUGUUAAUAGAGAAGAACAUUUUAACGAAGAACUCGAAAAAGAAGAUUCUAACCUUUUAGCAAUUGAGAUUAACAAUCAGCAUGCUUUUCAUGAUAUCCAAGAUAAUGAUUCAAUUAAUACUAAAGGAGAAAAUAACGCAGGAGAUGACAUCAAUACUAACUUAUCACUAACAGCAACUCCAGAAAAAGAUGAUGUCGAAUAUUCAAACCAAGAAAACCAAACUACUAACCUUACACCACAACUGCCACCUAGAAAAGGAUCUAUGAGUCUAGACUCAUCAAAUUUAACAAAAGUAGCACCAGGUCCAAGUUCACCACCCCUACCAUCUAGAAAUAGAGUGGCAGUUCCCGUGAGCAAUAAUGUGGGAAUAAAAAAUGCAGUUCAUAAUGUACCUCCAACAUUAGAGACUGAAAUGCAAAGUGAAGCCUUUAGAAAAAAUUUAGGUUUUACGAACGCAGACGUAAUCCCGCCUAAGUUACCAUCAAGGAACCAUUCUAAAAACACAUCUAUUAUAAGCUCUGCAGCUGAGAUUAAUUUAAUAGUAGACAGAUUUAGAAAAACUAGUCAUAAUUUCCAAAACGAGAACGAUGUGUCAAAGGAAAAUUUAAAGGAAGGUAGGUGUAUAUUGAGAUCCUCAUAUAGCACCCUUGUCGAAAGAUUAGUAUCAGAUUCCACUGCUACGAAUAAUGAAUUAGCUUCUAAAACAGAAUCCGAAAAGAGUGAUCAAGAGGAGAAUAUCAUGGAAAUUGACUGGAACUUUUGGUCGGAAGUCGUAGAUGAUUUUUCUAAAGUGACUCGUGAUGACCCUGAUAAACUUGAAAAGAUGAUUACUGACGGUAUACCUCCCCAAAUUAGAGGAAUAAUUUGGCAAUUGAUUUCUAAUUCCAAAUCAAAGGAAUUCACAGAAAUUUAUUCUUCUCUCAUAAAUCUUGAAUCGGUACACGAGGCAGCAAUUCGUAGAGAUAUUAGAAGGACCAAUUUUAUACCUGAAGAUAAAACUGAAUCCUUGUUUAGUGUCAUGAAAGCAUACUCUCUAUAUGAUAAAGAAGUCGGAUAUACACAAGGCAUGGCUUUUAUUGUCGCCCCAUUGCUUUUAAAUUGCGAGUCGGAAGCUGAUACCUUUGGUUUGUUAAUACGUUUGAUGAAUAAUUAUGAAUUAAGGGAGCUAUUUUUACCAGGUAUGCCCGGCCUUAUGUUGAUGUUAUAUCAGUUUGAUAGGUUAAUUGAAGAAAGCUCUCCUCAGCUAUACAAUUAUUUAACUAGACAAAGUAUCAGAUCAACAAUGUAUGCCACUCAAUGGUUUUUGACAUUUUUUGCAUACAGAUUUCCACUGGGGUUUGUCAUUAGAAUAUUCGAUAUUGUUUUCGUCGAGGGUAUAGAAGCUAUUUUAAAAUUUGCUGUCAUCUUAAUGCUAAAGAAUGAAGAUCAUAUUCUUAGCUUAAAAUUUGAACAGUUACUGGACUUUCUGAAAACUGAAUUAUUUCAUUAUUAUUCAUAUGAAUCGAUUAAUGAAAGAGCUGCUAUGAGCACAAAAAAUAAUAAUAGUAUAGAUUCUAAUAAUUCUACUGAUGAUGUAUAUGAUAGUGAUAAAGCUGACGCUCAGUCGGUUGUACAAAAUGAAUUGAAAAUGGUACCAUCUUCUCAUAGCACAAUAAAGAGAACAGUUACAAAGACAAUUCGUGAUUCAGAAUAUGAUACUGAUUUAUUUGUACACGACGCAAUGAAUGAAGUCCACAUUACUCCAAUAUCACUUCAAAGAUAUUCAAAUGAAUACAAAGAUAUUCACGAACUUGAACAACAAAAGGAACAACAGUACGAACAUAUGAGAAUUAAAAAUCAUCAAUUACAUCGAGAAGUAAAAAAAUUGGAACAUGACUAUACGCAGCUAAAUCGGGAACAUGUUUCUAUUGCAAAUGAAUUAAUUAAUAAUAGACUAAAAAAUGAAACCUUAAUUGAUGAGAAUAAUGAUUUAAGAUUAACUGUAUUAACCCUUAAGAGGCAAUUGGAAGAAGAAGUCCGCAAGCAGAGCCUACCAAACCCAGAUGCCGCCCUUCCAAAUGAUUUAAAAUAUGAUUUAGAACAAGCUAUGAAUAGAAACAGAGAAGUCAUGACCGAGAAUAUGAAGCUACAAGAUAAAAUCGGUGAUUUGGAAAAUUAUAUCGAGAGACUAAAAGCCAUCCGUUAUCCUAAAUCACCUUCAAAAGAUUCCAAUAGUAAUCCGGUGGAGCCUGCCUCACCUCCAUCUGGCGGAUGGUCUGGCUUUAAAAAAGUUUUUGCCAAACCUACAUCAUAG